Messenger RNA from Somion occarium, 1093 nucleotides. Lineage: Eukaryota; Fungi; Basidiomycota; Agaricomycetes; Polyporales; Cerrenaceae. The record is from the annotation of a GenBank genome assembly.
GCUCUUAUGAGGGAAAGGGCGUAACGUCUGUGGACUGACUCGGAUCAGCCAACAAAGUCCAAGGAUGACCAUCGUACCCAAAAAAACUGCUCUAGUGCUGUCACGCGACCAACGCUCUUACAACAGUCACGGUUACGAAUACAGGCAUUAUAAUCGUCGACUCUGCCUUGUUCAAACAGGAGUUCGAAGGACAGCGUUAUCUGCUGCUAAAGGUGUAUACAGCAUCCUUGUUUCGUCUCCAGGGAUCACCACAUUCCCUUUUCUGUCCAUAUUGCCUGGUACACGCAAACAAGACAGCCUUGGAAGAAAUCCCAGUAAGGCUGGCUUCCAAGGUAGACGAAAUAAUACAAGCUACGAAGUCUCUCUGUUAUUCCUCAGCAACUUCUACUAGUUCUAGUGACCGAUCGACACACCUACGGCAUGAGUCAGUAUACGUUUGACGAAGAGAAAAUAACUCGCAGAACAACAGAAGAACGCCGUGCUGCUUGUAGCAUGCCGUCCAUCGAUUUCGACGGUGAACCUGGAUUCGUCUAUUUUGACUGCAGUGACGAAUUUGCAUCAAAAUCCGAUCUUUGUGAUACCCCCGAAGUCCUGUCUACCUGUCCCUCUCGACAGAACAGCAUCCCUUGUCUGGACCUUAAUCCAAAGGAGGAACCUCGUACUCCAACUCAGGCAUCGCAGGAUGCUCAGCAUGUCUCAUCGACCUUGUCCUCAGACACAGAGGACGGCGGUUCUGAUGACUCGAACCCACCUUUGGACAUUAAGUUUGCCUUGAUAAACUCUGCUCGAGCUACCAUUUCUCCGCUGGCAAGUCUAUGUGCUGCAUUGUCGGGAGCGGCCACUAGGCCCAGCAUUGGAUUUCAUACAGACCACGAACUGUACAUGAGGGGAAACCAAACCGCGGUUCCAGAGGAAGCUGCGAGGCCUCAAUCGCUCUUGACACGUUGGAGAGCUACACUUGCGAGCAAGUCCUGAUGGCAGUCGGUGUCAGAAAUUGCCUUGUACAUAGCGAUAUCACCUACAUAUCACUAGUUUUUUGGCUUGAAGUUACGAUACCAACCUUCUUAUAAUAAAAGGAAUCGUGAAUCAUGAA